UCAGUUGUCCGUGAGGCAGUGGAUGGUUAAGAGGCAGGCACUGUAUUCCUCAGACGCUCGCGAGAUCUGACACGGAUGUUAAUUUUUUUGCUUUAACUCGCAAAUGAUUCUUUUCCAGCGUCUUCCUGACGGCGAGUGCUCAAUGGUUUUGUGUCGUUCUUCUAGGUAGAAAGUUUAAAAAAGGCGCUGGUAUAAUAUCGUCCUUUAGUGGAUUUUGCAAAGUUACUUGAACGAAAGGUAUAAAUUGUGAAUAUGCUGGACUGAAUUCAAAAACAAAACCCGCGUCUGGAUUAAAUUGCAGAGGAUAUCAGUGUCAUUCUGCAAAACUGUGCGGUGUUGCGAAGUCUUGGCAAUUCAACAACACAGGUUUGACAGCGUCAAUAUCAAAGGACUGGCCAGAACGGCGUUACUUCGUUCACCAACUGAAUACCACCCGACGGUCAUUGGUGAACUGGUGUUAUGAACAAUUAUCAGCUGGCAUGUGAACAAGGGUCGUGAUGACGAGUGAGGUGGAGAUCGGAGUGUGGGUGGAGGGCGUGCAGAAGUGGGUGACGGGCGUGACUCGGCGCACCACCUGCCAUGACGUCAUCAAGGCCCUGCUUCGCGCGCAGCAAAACGCGCGCAUCGACGAUAGUGACGUCAACCAUUACGUCAUCGUUGAGAGAUGGCGGAAGGUGGAGAGGCCCCUCGACCACGAGCAGAGAAUACUCAAGGUAUGGCGCACCUGGGGCGAGGCCGUCGGAGAGGUCCGUUUCUCCCUUCGGCGUCAGCGCGACGGAGAUAGCUGCCUGUCCUCCGGAGGGGGCGGCAGUAGCAUCGGGCGGCCGGAGCGGAGUCGGAGACGACACAAGUGGAGGCAUGCCCACCACAGCCCCAAAGAGACCGUUCAUCCCAAGAAGCUGGCCAGAGAGGACCCGAAAUUCUGUGAGACUAUGGAGAGACUGAUGCGUCUGGUAGUAGCACAGGGAGAGACUAUCCAGACACAACUCCGUAGACUCCAAGAGCGGGAACAUCAAAUCGAGCAGUAUGAGCAGCAGAUGCACCUGCUUCGCGUUCAGAACCUGGGCACCGACUACCUGCUUCAUUCGUACCUCAAGGAUGAACAGGGUGAAAUAAAAGAUGAGCCUGGAAGUGAAGAGAAGAGCAACGACUCGGGUGUCGUAACCGAGGAGAGUGCUUUGAACCAGGAGGAAGAAACUGCUGUUGCAUCUGGUACCGACGAACUGGAUGAGAUUGUCAGACUUUUAACUAAAAUCGAGCACAUGAAUACGCGACUAUUGCACGAGGAAGAGGCAUUAGCUGGGAUGUUGAAUGCUGUGCAAGCUGCUGAUGAACAGCAGAAAGAUGAAGCUGAAGUUUUGCAGCAAGAAUUGGCUUGCGUUGCACUUGCACACGCACAAUUGGUCUCCAACGUACGACAGAAUGAAAUCACCCUCAGAGAAAUGGAAACGGUUCUCUGGCAACAACGGAAAGAGCUGGAUGCCCUUCUAAGAGAAGAUACAGAAUCAGACAUGGAAACGCGAGCUUUACAGCAACAUCUCAAUUACAUUAUCCACCUCCCACCUACAGCUUUCCGUUUACCCGAGGAGGACGAGGAGGAGGAGGAUGAGGUAAGUAAAAAGCCAGUACCGGCACCUGCUGUAAACUCGAGUGCUCCACCACCACCGCCGCCACCAUCAGCAGCUACAAUAACAGAGAGAGUACCACCUGUAACUGCCCAAAAACCUACUAAUGGUAACACUACUUUAGUUUCUAUUCUAAAAAAUAGCAGUACCAAAAAUGUUAUAUGGGAGGAGGAUGAGGAAGAGGAUAGUCCGCCUCCUCUUCCGUCCUGUCCUCCUCCAGUAAUAGACGACGAAGAUGAUGGGGACUCCGCAAACAACAGCAGUCUGUGCGUGAGUUCACGAUCUAGUACGUCCUCAGAAGCUUCUACAAGUAGCUCUACCAGUGGUCUCAAUAGUAAAGUGCCUGAUAGUUCUCCACCAAAUAAGUCAACAUCCUCCUUGAAGUCGUCAAAAACCUCCUCUGAGAGAAGUGGGAAGGACACAGACUCUACAGACUCUAAUUCAGAUACAGGUUUAAGUUCUCUGCAUAGCAGUAGUGAUGAAGGUGUUUAUGUCCUUGACACUCUAGUAUAAGAAUUACAAAUUUACAGUUGCCUGACACUUGGUGAAAACAUUGACAGUGAGUUGUCAGACAAACUGAGAAGAUAUCUGUAAGAGAGCUCCAUAUUAGCAGCUCAUUUAACUGAUCUCAUCGUAGAGGUAUUCAGUGUAGACAGUGUACAGAACAGUGUUAUAAAAAAUAUAUAAAUAUAUAUAUAAAAGAAAAAAGGAAACAAAACCAGUGAACCAAAAGUAUACUCAGUGAACAGUUCGGUGUAUCAUAAACGGCAAUAGGUAUGUGACAUAUGUAAAUGAGAUAUAGAUAUAUAAAUAUAUGUAUGUUUCUCUAUAAAUCUUUACUUGCUGUAGGGAAUUGUGCCAGUGUCUACCCCACAAACUGGUGAAAUGUCAAAGAUAUUUUUAUUCUUGUUUAUUUUCUUGGUGCCUUUGGGAGGUUCACCUCGAGCUCAGUGUUGAAGCUUUAUCAUGAAUUUUAAGGAAGUACAUACUUAUGUGACAGUAAUAGGGAGAUAGCAUGCAUUUAUUCCAUUUAAUACUCUUCUUACUGAUUCUCCAAACAUUUCAAUGUAAUUGUCCUUAUCCUUGCUUGUUUUGUUGUAUUUUCUUCUUACCCAAAGAUCACUGCUUCUACUUGAUGCUUAAAGUCAAGUAUUAAUGAAGACAGUGGUUUGCACAACUGCCCCUUUUUUAAAAGAAUGGUAAUUUGUAAUUGGGCGUGAAGGAUUUUCAUUAGAGGUCUUAUCUUUACCAUGUUACCAAUGAGUAUUACAUAGGAUAUUAAAAUACCUUAAUGGACCCUUGUCUCUUUAAAACAAAAGCUCUGGAGUACCAUGCAGAUAGAGAACCAUUAAUACACACUAGUAAUGUGGAAGAAUAUCUCAUAUUUUGUAAUCAGUUUUGAUAUUUUUAUUUGUUUAAGUGUUAAUGUUUCUGUGAGUUAAAGGUCUUACACUUUUAUAUAGAUCUCUAGAUUCCAUACCAUCUCAGAUACUUAGUACAGUAUCAGUCUGGAUUCGUUUCAUGUAGUAGUACGUAUAUGAGAUCUUGGAAAGUAAAUCUAGAAAAUGUCAGGUUUGAAAGACACAGGUAAUGCAUAAGAAAACUGACCUAGAAUUUUUAAAAUGUGUAACAGAAGUAAAAUAAGAACAUGAAGUUUAUCAUUAUAAGCCUGACACUUCCUGUGAUAUCUAUGUUUACUACCCUUUUUUGUCAGUCGAGAUGGGAAUUGAAAUAAAUUUAAAAUAACAGGGUAAGGAAUUUUUAAAGAUAGUUUUCCUGCCAUGGGUUUUGUAAGGUUUACAAGCUAUUUACUAUUCUCUUUUUACAAGUUUUUGUGAUGUAAGAAAAGCCUUUAAUGAAAUUCCUUGAUAUAGCCUCUAGAUGUUCCAUUUUUUUUAUUUUACUCCAUACUAAAUGUUUGUAUAUUGAUAUAUAUAUAUAUUGGAAAGAUAGUACAAAAUUUGUUCUUAUGAAAUGAAAAAACAAUGAUUGGCUUAAACUAGUAUGUAAGCCAUAUGGUGUAUUUUUUUCAUGUCUUGUGUAUUUUCAUAUAGUUUUAUAUAUGAAUGUGUAUGGAGGGGUUUUACAAUGAGAGGUAGAUAGUUGUUAAUGUGCCACUUUAGUGUUUCUUUGUCAGAUAAAUUAUAUGGAGAGCUCCAGAAAAAAAUAUGAGUUACCUCUGUAUAAAUGGUUUGGCAAGGUAAUGUGACCUUAAAUUCCAGUGUAUACUGUACUGUAAUCUCCCCCUUGUGAAAUAUUUUCAAAACCUUUCAGCUACAAGAACUCUCUCCAUUAUAAAAUGCUUGAAAAUUAUUUAUUAGAGCAAAGUUGCAUAUUGCAUAGCAUUUAAAGAUUUAUGUACUUUGAAUAUAUAUUGGAGGUUUGGCUACUUUUUCCAUUCUUUAUCAAUGGAAAUUUAUGUUAUGCAUAUACAUCACAUUAAAUAAUAGGACUAAAUUUAUGGCUCCUAUCAGUUGUAAAUUUUUUCACCAAAAGACUGAGUUUUGUAGUUCAGGAACUUAUGUUACAAAUGCAGCACUGUUAUUAAUAUUGUCACAUAACUUUGGCAAAAAGAAGUCAAACUUUCUUUUUAUCAUUGUGAUGUACGUAUAGCAAAAAUAGUAAAACGGUCAUGAAGUGCCUACAGUAUAGAAUUGUAGGUGUCUUCUCUGUGAAUCCAGCAGCAUUUGGUUGAACUGUUGUUUUGCUCUUUCAAAUGUAUAUCAAAUUGAUCACCUGUGACAAAUGAGUUGAGGGAAAUUUUUAUGAACGAAGUGUUCGUGGCUGUGACACUGGAAUUCUGCUUUGAUUAUUAUCAUUAUAUUAUAGGAGAAAGUAACUUAAAACAUAUUGUCUACCUAGAACUUUGUGAUCUUGUGGUUUUGCACAAAAAUGUUUUAAAUUCAAGUACCAUAUAUAUAAAUAUAAAUGGAGUGGAGUACAGUUAUAUGCAUAUACUAUAUGGUUCCAUAAAAUUCUCACUCAAAAUGAGAGGCUACUCUUUGCUUAUAAUUUUAUAAGUAUUGAGAUUAAUUUCUUACUUUUAAGCAAAUGCUCUUGCACCUGGAAGAAAGUUGUACAUAAGAAGAUUGAGCGUGCUUUUUUUUAUUGACCAGAAAUUAUAACUACACAAAAUUCCUGACCCAUUUUAAAUUAUAUUAGUUUCAAGGUAAAUAAUUUAGCAUUCAUUUAGAGUUCAAUUUUUAAGAUGAUCAAACGGCAUUGCAAAACAAAGCAAUCUAUGUACAAUUGACUUAAUCAAAUAUCUUCAUGGUAGAUAUCAUCUGAAGAGCAAGAACACCUGUUCACCCAGUAUUACAACAGUAUUAUAUUUAAUUUCUGUUACACAUAGGUUAACUUUAGCUUCCUUCAUACGUAUACAUCUUGUUUAGCAUUCUUUGUAUGUAAAAAUGUUUCCUAUACAUUUUCAUGUGUCUUUUGUAUGUAAACAUUUUUCCUGCCUUAUUAUUUGUGCCGCAUAUCAUUCAGGUGAGAUUUUAUCCAAACUAAAAGAUUUUAAAGUUGAAAAAAUUUAAGCGUUUAGUUGUUUUUGAAUCUUUACUUUAUACUCUGGUUUCCAUCGUCAUUAACAAGGACUGCAAGGAGAGUAAAUGUGAGUUUUUUUACCCAUUUCUAAAUCUACCAAAAAAUCAUUAAUGUGCAAUUUUAAUAAUUUUGAAUUUUAUAAUAUCCUUGCAGUCAGUUUUGCCUCAGUGCCUUCUUAUACUUUAUUUCAGGCUCUUUUCAUAUUGCAUCUUGGUACAAAUGUGUAUAUUUUUAGAAACCAAUGAUGAUUAUAUCAAUAUUUUUAUGACUGUACAUAGUGUAGAAAUUUUAUAAUUCAUGUACAUACAAUAUUGUCAACAAUAAAAUUCACACUUAUAGA
This is a messenger RNA of Macrobrachium nipponense, 5511 nucleotides long. Its product is annotated as ras association domain-containing protein 10-like. Gene Ontology annotation, biological process: signal transduction. The record is from RefSeq and is a predicted model, not a curated record. Bases 498 to 2138 code for a protein of 546 amino acids. The transcript is spliced from 5 exons. Lineage: Eukaryota; Metazoa; Arthropoda; Malacostraca; Decapoda; Palaemonidae.